This is a messenger RNA of Dentiscutata erythropus, 1104 nucleotides long. The record is from the annotation of a GenBank genome assembly. Lineage: Eukaryota; Fungi; Glomeromycota; Glomeromycetes; Diversisporales; Gigasporaceae.
AUGUCGAAUAAAUCAACUACGAAAUUUAGGUUAAUGGCAAUAUCUUGUAUUAGUCAUGAAGACAUGAUACCUAAAAAAGAACACCAAAUAGAUAGUUAUAAAGGCCAAGGAUUUACUUUCAUUUUUUCUAUUAGCAAAGAUAAUUCGGUCAAAAAUAAAGAGCUAACAAUUAAACAUGAUCCAACUAUUUUGGCAUACUUUUUAGAAUAUUAUUCUAACAAUACGAUUAAUAACAUUGGAUGGAUGAAUACUGUAGUUGAAAUUAUACCAGAUUUAUAUCGUAUUAGAGAUUACGCACCAUAUGCUCAAAAAUUAUUUCAUCAUCCUUGUUUUUGUAUCAAACAAUUAGAUUUAGAUUAUUUUGAAUUUUUUGAAAUUUCUCCGAAUACGAAUGGUUUACUGAAAAUUACAAUACCUAUAACACAGUUUAUUCCACAAGAUUUUAAAUUUAUUUUUAAAUUUACUGGUUAUCAUAAAAUUUCCAACGUUCGAAUGAUUCCUUUAGUCGAUUUUAUGACGAGUAGAAAAUCAUUGCCAAAAUCGAAAGGAAUAUUCACGAAUUUUUUGAAGUCAUUGUUUCUUAUUGAUCGAAUUUAUCUAUAUUCAUCCUAUAAUAUUGGCAAUGAUAGUCCUUUUAUUCAAUUUAUAGAAAGCAAUGAACAAAAUAUUUAUGAUGAAAAUCCCUCAAUAGAAGCUGCCAUUUUUAAUUUCAUAGAUCUUUUAGCAUAUUUUUUACCGUUAUUCAUUCUUACUUAUAUUUUGACAUACUAUUAUUCUAUUGUUGUUGGUGAGGCCUUUUCAGAUGUAUUUGCAAAUAGCAAACGUGCUAUAUAUAGAUUUCAAAGCGAAAUGAUUCGUGAAUAUGCAAUUCAUAAAAAUUUACCAACUUAUAUUGAUGGUAUUGAUUCAAAAUUUAAGGAUAGAUUUAGGGCAAAGUAUAUCUAUUUUUAUGAUGAUUAUUCUAUUACAAAAGCAUGGAAAGAAGAUUCUGACAGAUUAAAAAUUGAACCAUAUCCUAAAAUAACCAUUGAUUCAAUUUCAAUUAAAGAAAUAGAAGAAAUAAGAUCAUACCUAUUCAUUUACAACACAUUCAUAUUAAAUUAA